AUGUCCACUUACGAAGUUGAACACAAUACAACAGACCCGGGCACAGCAACGCCCUCAACACACCGUCGGCGCCCCGACCUCUCCACCUUCUUCGCGACCCUCUCCGAAAUUAGCCCCGACGAAGCCCGCACAAGGGAACAUGCCGUUCCCGUCCCGCGCGACGUGAGCGCAGCCUUCUACUCCCUCGCCGAAGCCUUCGAUCUGAUGCGCCGCGAGGGCGACCACAGCGUACCCACUUCCGGCGAAGGCGAUGAUGACCUCCUGACGCAGAUGAUUCAGAGCUUGCUGAGCUCGGCCGAGACGCCUCCGCGGGAGGUUGAGGGUGUUAGUGAGGAAUUUUGCGAUGUUCUGGACCGUGUGCCUAAGGCCUCAUUGAAGCCGUCGCAGAGUUGUCCGAUUUGCGGGAAUGCGUUUUUGGAGGACCAGUAUCCGCUUGUUGUGCGUUUACCAUGCCAUCCGACGCAUCUUUUUGAUCUGGAGUGUGUGCGGCCGUGGUUGAGGUUGAGGGGCACGUGUCCGCUUGAUCGGACGGAUUUUGCGAAGCAGGAGAGGGAGAAGGCUGAGGCUAGGAGGAAGAAGCCGGUUGAAGAUGAUGAGGAAGAGUGGGAUGGUAUGUAUGGCUAG
Molecule: messenger RNA, 624 nt
Organism: Aspergillus pseudotamarii
Lineage: Eukaryota; Fungi; Ascomycota; Eurotiomycetes; Eurotiales; Aspergillaceae
Exons: 3
Coding region: 1-624 (207 amino acids)
Source: RefSeq, a predicted model, not a curated record